ACAUAAAAAUCUGUGUUAUUUAAUGGCAAAUGACCCGGAAAUGCACGGACUGAAAUAAACAUCACAAGAAAAUAAUUUGUUUCAGGGAAGAUAUUUCGUUAUUUUACAUUGAUCUCAAAACGUCUCGAUGUUUAUUUUAUCGACAGAGUUAAAAACAACAUAAAUUGUUAACAUAUUAUGUAAUGUCACCUUUGUCAUAUCGUUAAUUUCAAUCCAUGUUCAUCUCCCCGUAAAAAAAGCCGCUGAAUUUAAGGAAACUGGGGGAAAGAGGCAUAUAAAUAGAGGACAGGUUCCCUCAAUUGAUACAUCGCCCACAGAAACAGGACAGGAUGAUGUUGAAACUUGCAGUCCUUCUAGCUUUAGCUGUUUAUGCACAAGCUUCCUUUAAGGGAGGCCAUGGUGGUGGCGGUUUUGGAGGAGGAGGACUCGGAGGUUUGGGUGGAGGCGCCUUAAGUGGAGGCCUCGGAGGUUUGGGAGGAGGAGUCGGUGGGUUGGGUGGAUCCGGAGGAAUAAGCUCAAGCGGAUUCAGUUCCAGUAGCUUUGUAAGUGGAGGAAGCGGAUUGGGAGGAGGACUAGGUGGUAUAGGAGGAGGACUAGGUGGUAUUGGAGGAGGAUUAGGCGGCUAUGGAGGAGGAAUUGGAGGAGGACUUGGCGGGAUUGGAGGAGGAUUAAGCGGUAUUGGAGGAGGUCUAGGAGGAGGACUGGGAGGAGGAUUAGGAGGUUACUACCCAAGCGGAGGAUAUUAUUUCUACUAUUAUAUUCAAUACAUCAUCUACUUGUUAAGAAUUUUGGGAUCAAGUUUCCCAUAUGGAGGUUAUGGCGGUGGCCUAGGCGGAAUCAGUGGUGGUCUAGGCGGAAUAGGCGGUGGUCUUGGCGGAAUCGGUGGUGGUCUAGGCGGAAUAGGCGGUGGUCUAGGCGGAAUCGGCGGUGGUCUAGGCGGAAUCGGCGGCGGUUUGGGUGGUAUCGGAGGCGGCCUUGGCGGUAUCGGUGGCGGUCUUGGUGGUAUCGGUGGCGGUGUUGGUGGUAUUGGAGGUGGAUUAGGAGGAAAGAAGUAUUAUUAAACAGGAAAGUCAACCGACGCCCGAAAACGACGCCCAUCAUCGAAUCAUCGUAGACUGGUGUAUGUGUAUAUGUAUAUAAAAAUAAAUUCUCUGCAAGCUCUA
This is a messenger RNA of Saccostrea cuccullata (small rock oyster), 1163 nucleotides long. Its product is annotated as ctenidin-1-like. The record is from RefSeq and is a predicted model, not a curated record. The transcript has 4 exons. Lineage: Eukaryota; Metazoa; Mollusca; Bivalvia; Ostreida; Ostreidae. The coding region runs from base 330 to 1061 and encodes 243 amino acids.